UCUUCCCCCACAGCACCAAUACCCCUCCCACCGCCCUCCCCCGGAAUGCAACUCUACCACGUAGCCGUCGGCCGCGGAACCCAAAACUACACCUGCGACCUCACCAACACGACCGCCAUCCCCGUCGCCGCCGGCGCCGUAGCCUCGCUCUUCAACGUAACCUGUCUCUCCGCCAACAGCCCCACCCUGCUCUCCAAAAUCCCCGCAAUCGCCUUGGACCUCCCAACCCCCAAAUCCACCACCCCCUCCUCCCCCAUCUACCAAGACCUCUCCGGCCACCACUACUUCACCGACUCCACAACCGCCUACUUCAACCUCGACACCACCCUCACAUCCUACGGAGCCGGCGGCUUCCAAAAACUCAACUCCACCGCCGCCCCCGAAGAUGCGUGUGUGGGACAGAAUGGGAGGGGGUAUGGAGCAGUGCCGUGGUUGAAACUCACGGCCAAAAACCCCGAGGGCUGUGUUUUUCAGGAGAUCUUCCGCAUCAAUACUGCGGGCGGUGUGGCGCCGAAAAGCUGUCAAGGGCAGCAGGAGGAAUUUCAGAUUGAGUAUGCGGCGGAGUAUUGGUUUUAUGAACCGGAGACGACGAGGACGGGGUAGUGAGUGGUUGGUUUGAGGGAUUUUGUGAUGCGAUUUAGCGGCAUGGGGAUUUCUGGUGUUUGCCUUUCCUUCUUCUUCUUCUUCUUCUUCCUUCUGACUUUCCCGGGGAGGUCUGCUUCUGCUUUCUGUGCAUAGAUACCGACCUACCUACCUACCUACGACGACCAUGCUGAAACGGUCUUGGUUAUGUUGUGUUGUUGGCGCUGGCCACGUGAAAUUUUACGAACGACAGAUUAUAGUUAGGGCAAAGACAGCGAAAAAGAAAACAGAACUAGAAC
Pseudocercospora fijiensis CIRAD86 is the source of this 881-nucleotide messenger RNA. RefSeq lists its product as uncharacterized. The coding region runs from base 46 to 603 and encodes 185 amino acids. The record is from RefSeq and is a predicted model, not a curated record. The transcript has a single exon. NCBI's taxonomy places the organism in Eukaryota, Fungi, Ascomycota, Dothideomycetes, Mycosphaerellales, Mycosphaerellaceae.